Molecule: messenger RNA, 1395 nt
Organism: Drosophila novamexicana
Lineage: Eukaryota; Metazoa; Arthropoda; Insecta; Diptera; Drosophilidae
Product: dynein regulatory complex subunit 5
Molecular function (GO): protein binding
Source: RefSeq, a predicted model, not a curated record
AUGGAUUUCACAUACUGCGAAUUCCCCAGCACCGUCUCUAUUGACACCUUCAAGGCCUAUUUCAAUCCCAAGGAUGUCAAGCUGCCCCAAGUCAAUAGUAAAUCAUUGGACCAUUUCCAGCCCGAGACCGACGAAGGCCAAGCAAAUCAAGCGAAAAGUCUGCGACAUCUUGUGCUCGAUGCCAUCGUCAGCAAUUGGAAUGAGCUGCCGCUCUACCGUCAGCUGCGACGACGCCAGGACCGUAACUAUAUACUCAGCCAGCUGGAUACGCAGCUGCCGCUGCAGUUGCUCAGCUCUCACAUCCGUGACGAUUACUUCUGGCGGCGCUGCUAUGAGCUGCGCUGGCGCAUGGCGCCAAUGCAGAUUAACAUUUACAUGGAGCGACAUGUGCAGGAGUUUAUUGAAAAUAUGCAAACCGGCGACUACGAGCAGGAUGGCAAUGUGCAGGCCGCCUUGGACAUCUGUGCGGCGUACAUAAAUCAACUCGAGAUAAAUCUGUUACAGCCCCCGCCGCCAGGCAGCGAGAGCAAUGAUCACAUUCCGCUUGAUUACCUGCUGAGCAAUCUGCCGGACUUACGCCGACUGCGGUUGAGCUACAGCACGAAGACAGCGGGCAUCAAUUACCAAAUAGGCUGCAAUCAACUAACGGCCCGUGACAUAUUGCUGUUGGCCAAGGGACUUAGCCAAUGCUACGAGCUGCGCAAGUUUUGCCUGCACAAUACGAAGUUGUUGUCGUAUCAGCUGCGCUUUCUGGCACAUAGCCUGGACAAGGGCUGUCACCACCUGAAGGAGUUAUCCUUGCUGCACUGUGCCGUUGGCGAUGCGGGCAUACGCUGUUUCCUUGAAACCUGCGGCAAGGAAUCCUUUGGCACUCUGACUGUCCUCGACCUGACCAACAAUAAAAUUACGGAGGAGGGCGCCUACACGCUCAGCCGAACUUUGACCCAUGUGCCCCUCCAGCGUCUCGUGCUACGCCUGAAUCCCAUACAAAGCGAUGGCGCCGCUGCCAUCUUUAACACGCUGCAGCUGAUGCCCAUCAGGCAACUGGACAUGGGCAGCUGUUUCAUCAGCGAAAGCAUUACCAAGUUGUUCAUGAUACUGAUAUGCCAGCAGAAGACAUUGCUCUGCAUUGAUCUAUCAAACAAUUAUCUGGGCGAGGAUUUUGGCAAGCAUUUGCUGAAGAUCAUAAACUGUAACAAAAUGCUCGAAGAGUUAGAUCUACGCAACACAGGCGUUCCAUUAGCCACACGCCGCAAAUUUCAAGAGAUUCUGAUCAAGAAUGCCGAACGCAAGAAGCACGAGGCAUUAAAGCAACAAAAACGAGAGAAAUUCAACGCUAUGAUUAAGUUUUAAUUUAAAUUUUUAUAUUUAAUAUCAAGAAUCCUAAUAUGUGCU